AUGACAGUCGACUCGGAAAUAUUUAUGCCUAAAAGUAAAGCGCCGAAAAUGGAUGACUUGGACUACAUCCCAGUAGACCUGAGCCCAGAGGAGCGCUCAGAGCUGGAGGACAUCCGCAGGAGGAAGGGGGUCCUGUUGCAGGAGAUCCAGAGGCUCCGCGAGGAGCUCAGGGAGGCCAUUUUGGAGGUGGAGGGGCUGGAGGCCAGCACAGAGGGCAGUAAAACCCUUCAGAAAAAUCGGCAUGUGGCGAUGGGAAGGAAGAAGUUCAACAUGGACCCUAAAAAGGGCAUCGUGUUUCUCGUGGAGAACGAGCUGCUCAGACACACUCCGGAGGACAUCGCUCAGUUCCUCUACAAAGGCGAAGGCCUCAACAAGACGGCCAUCGGCGAUUACCUCGGAGAAAGGGACGACUUCAACAUCAAAGUCCUCCAGGCCUUCGUUGACCUGCACGAGUUCACCGAUCUCAACCUCGUCCAGGCCCUCAGGCAGUUUUUGUGGAGUUUCCGUCUGCCCGGUGAAGCCCAGAAGAUUGAUAGGAUGAUGGAGGCAUUUGCCCAGAGAUACUGUCACUGUAACCCCGGCGUCUUCCAGAGCACUGACACGUGUUACGUGCUGUCCUUCGCCAUCAUCAUGCUCAACACCAGCCUCCAUAACCCCAACGUGAGGGACAAGCCGGGCGUGGACCGCUUCAUCUCCAUGAACCGAGGCAUCAACGACGGAGGCGACCUGCCCGAGGACCUCCUGCGCAACCUCUACGAAAGUAUCAAAAACGAGCCCUUCAAGAUCCCCGAGGACGACGGCAACGACCUCACGCACACCUUCUUCAACCCCGACAGAGAAGGCUGGCUGCUCAAGCUUGCAGGGGGGCGGGUGAAAACCUGGAAACGUCGAUGGUUCAUCCUCACAGACAACUGCCUCUACUACUUUGAAUACACAACGGACAAAGAACCUCGAGGCAUCAUCCCCUUGGAGAACCUCAGCAUCCGUGAGGUGGAGGACCCACGCAAACCGAACUGCUUCGAGUUGUACAUCCCCAACAACCGCGGUCAACUCAUCAAGGCGUGCAAGACGGAGGCGGAUGGCCGCGUGGUGGAGGGAAACCACAUGGUGUACCGCAUCUCCGCCCCCACGCCCGAGGAGAAGGACGAGUGGAUCCACAGCAUCAAAUCUGCGGUCAGCGUGGACCCCUUCUACGAAAUGCUCGCUGCCAGGAAGAAACGUAUAUCGCUGAAGAAGAAAGAAGAGCAGGCCUAGAGUGUUACCUGCGCCGUCCGCCUCCUUUUCCCCACCUCUUCCUCCCUCCGAACUCCUCCUCGUCGUCCCUGCAGCCGCCACGUUGAACACACUGGCCGUCAUCAACGCGGGCGAGGGACCGUGCCGUCCUCAAAACAGGAACUCUUCGGAAAAUUCUAGCUACAAAGGCUCAUCACAUGCAGUGUUCCCCCAAGUAUGUGCAAUUUUUUGGUUUUUCUUUUGGUGGUCUUUCUGGGAUGCCACAAGAUUGCGACAAAACACGGUCUCAUAUAAAAGUGGUGCUUUGGUGUCAUUUUGUGAUAAUCGCGUGUCGAGGCACUAUGUUGAAGUGAGUGGAGGAGCUUCCACCCAAAAGCUUGGCCUCGCCCACCCAAAAGCUUUGUCACAAUGCUUUCCUGUUCUAUGGGCCAGGGCCUCAAUAGAAGCUCCUCCUCCCCGCACUUCAGCAUCCAGCCCGACACAACCAAAAGCCGCAAAAUGGCGACAAUAAAGCUCCUCAACUCACUGCAAGAUAAGGCCCAAAUGCUGCUUUUCUAUUAGGCGGGGCAAUGGCAUAUCGAGUAGAAGCUCCUCCCAUCACUUCAACAUGGCUCCUCAGCACAAAGAUGCCAGAGGAUGGUGCCAAAGCACUACUUUUGUGUGCUUUGGUGCCACCCUGUGGCAUCUCAGGCGUAGGAUUAAAGCACUUUUUUUUUUCUUUUUUGAAAUCAGCCAGGGCUUUGAAUACAAGCUCCUUCUCUCACUUUUGUCACCAGAAUGGUGCCAAAGCACCACUUUUCUAUUUAUACUUUGAUGUGAUUCGAUAGCAUUUCAGAAAAUACACCAAGCAAAGUGAACAAACAGAAUAAGUAAAAAAAAAAUAAAAAAAAAAAACAUGAAUUUACGAGAGAAUCACGACUAGGCAGGCAGGGGACACUUAUUAAUAUAAGCAAUUGUUGGAUUUACAUCUCCCCUCUGAAAAAAACAAAAAAGUCCUCAUUACUCCAGCCUCCAUUCUUGACAAGUAGAUGAAGAGGUGACAUUUUGACCUCCUCCUCAAGUGGCCCCCUCAUCCAAGGCAGCUCAUGACAUUGUACGACUUUUUUUCUCUUUAUGUUCUUGUAAAUAGACGUUAGCAUCUUUGUUUACAGCACACCUGGAGAGACCAUAUAAUUUAUUGUUCCUGUUUUGUACGAGCUACUGUUAGGAGCACACGUAGACGGGCGUGAAGUCGCCAACGAGUCUUUAGCGUGCCUAGAAGAACCGCCAGGAUAUGUGCCGUUUUGCCCGGUGAAGCACAAGCCUCCAUGAAAUGAUCCCACGUUGUUUUCUUGCAUUUCUUUGGCUUCCCGCUGUCCACGGAACACAAAAUAUCCAGCGCUCCAUCCAGGUCAAAUGAGUCCUUUGACCUUUUUUUUUUUUUUUUUUAAAUGAACCGGAUUUGACACGUUCAUGCUUUUUGUAGAUGGUAACUGAACUCAAGAUGCGUUAUUUGUUUUCACUGCACUUUAUUAGUUCGUUGUGCCUGGCGAGCGCGUCAGUCAACCAGCUCGGCAAUAAGUGAGAGCGGGGCUGGGGAACCGCAUGCAGGCCAAGCUCAGAGGAAGUCUUCUAAAAAGACAUUGGUUCAAUCUUUCGAUCAUAUUUUGAUGGCCCCUGUUGGAAAACAAAAAAACGGGUUCCCCACUGCACGUUGAUACAAAACGCGAUCACCUGCUCGCAUUCAACUUAAGAAGUUCACGACCUUCAUGCUCUGUAGUUUUUUUUUUUUCUCUAUAAAUAUUUUAGUUCUUGAUUUAAAAAAAAAAAGUAGCAUGAGGCUGAAUGAUGACGCUGAUCUUAUUUGGACCUUUGUAGCCGCGGCGACGGCCAAGCGGAUGAACACAAACUUUGUGAGUUGCCUUUACGUUAGUCGUUUCUCUCCCAAAGCUUGCAAAGGCCCGGCCUUUUGCCAGUCCCGUAUGUGCUUCUGUGUAUUUGCCUGUGGGCCUUCUUCGACCUUCUGGAAAUUCUUGAAGUGCAAAGUUGCCAAAAAAAAGAAAGUCAAAACAUCCAAGUGUUACAAACUGCACAGCAAAUUUCUUUUGUUUCUGAGCCACCUCUUUCUGAAAAUGUCUUUAUUUUCUAUUUAUUUAUUUACUUAUGCCGAAGUGAAGAUGGAGCUAGAUAUGAUGUAAAUGUAGCAAAUGGUGCAAACCGCGCACACACACACACCCACACACAUUGGUGCCAGUAAACUACAGUGUGACAAUAAAAAGGUGAUGAUUGACUGUU
This is a messenger RNA of Hippocampus comes (tiger tail seahorse), 3507 nucleotides long. RefSeq names its product cytohesin 2 (gene cyth2). Gene Ontology annotation, biological process: regulation of ARF protein signal transduction. Gene Ontology annotation, molecular function: guanyl-nucleotide exchange factor activity. Bases 1 to 1254 code for a protein of 417 amino acids. NCBI's taxonomy places the organism in Eukaryota, Metazoa, Chordata, Actinopteri, Syngnathiformes, Syngnathidae. The transcript has 12 exons. The record is from RefSeq and is a predicted model, not a curated record.